Molecule: messenger RNA, 2604 nt
Organism: Annulohypoxylon truncatum
Lineage: Eukaryota; Fungi; Ascomycota; Sordariomycetes; Xylariales; Hypoxylaceae
Exons: 4
Coding region: 330-2366 (678 amino acids)
Source: RefSeq, a predicted model, not a curated record
GUCAUGGAGCGAAAUGCGGUCCUCAAAGCGAAUUUCGGCCGAAACGCGAAUCUCGGUUGGGUCAGCCACAGCAUAUUUUCAACUGGAUAGCACGGAGAGCAUGGCUCUGUCCGGUCGCCGAGCCAAGCGAAUGGUACAGAGAGGCUGUGUGCAAUGCGAGGUUCGGAUGUUUUAAUCUAUCAGUUGGUUACCAUUGGUGACGUCGCUGCGGAAAUUGUGAGACCCACCGAUCUUUUCUUAACAUUUCAAAUCAACUUCCAAGGUUACCAUCUUACCUCAACAAAUAAUUAGAAAUAAUUCUUUCAGAUCUAUCCUAUAAAAUUUUCAACAUGCCUAUUGCAAUCAGCAGUACGACCAGCGACGCUGACGCUUCGUCAACUCCUUUAUGUCACAUCAUCACCCCUGUAGGCAUGCUCGGCUAUGGGCUCAAGGAGGACGAGACUACUGCCGCACUGAGAUUCUACGUCGCAACUGGCAUACCGACAGCCAUGAUUCUAGACUCUGGCUCGACAGACAGCGGACCUGACAGACUUGCUCAGGGAAAGAUGGGCUCCCCGCGGACAUCGUAUGUCCGGGAUCUGAGAAAGCUGCUCAAGCUCGUCCACCAGUUUCACGUUCCCUUGAUUUUCAGCUCUGCGGGUGGAGACGGGAUUGAUGAGCACGUCCGAGAGAUAGUGGAAGUCGUUGAAGAAAUCGCAGCCGAGAAGGGAAAUGACGGGUAUUCUUUCAAAACUGUGGCCAUCUUCUCCAACAUCGACAAGGCGGUCGUCAGGGAGCGCUUGAACGCAGGUGCAGUAAGCGGAUGCGGCGCUUGCGUCCCGCCGUUGACCGAAGAGGAUAUCGAAGCAUCGUCGCGCGUUGUCGCGCAAAUGGGACCAGAGCCCUUUAUUGAUGCGAUGAAAGCGAACCCUGAUUUCGACGUUAUCGUCGGCGGUCGAGCGUACGACCCGGCGCCUUACGUUGCUUACUGCUCGUAUUUAUCCGGAAUAAACUUGAACGACUGGAGUUCGCCCGAAGUCAAACGUCAAUUCGGCGGAUUCACGCACAUGGGAAAGAUCCUAGAGUGCGGAGGAACUUGCGCCGAACCGAAAUCCCAUGGUGCUAUCUCGACGGUCUUCAGAGACGGAGGGUUCACCAUAUCACCCUUGACGCCAACGGCCCGUUGCACGCCAGUAUCGGUAGCCGCGCACACUAUGUACGAGAAAUCACGACCCGAUAUCCUUCAUGGACCGGGCGGGUACUUCGACUUAAACGCCGCCACCUAUGAACAGCUUCCGGAUCAGAGAUCGAUUAGAGUAAAGGGGAGCGUUUUCCAUUUCUCGAAAGAGAGUGGUCUUCCUUAUCAAGUAAAGCUCGAGGCCGGUAGUAUAAUCGGUUACCGAUCAAUGUUCAUGGGUAGCUUCCGAGACCCAAUCCUGAUCAAGGAGCUAGACUCGCUAAUCGAUGUCGUGAAAGGCUAUGCUGCUGAUCAGCAUAGUCAGGUUUCGGAGAAAUGGGAGCUCGACUUCCAUGUAUAUGGAAAGCAAGAGUCUGCAACGCCAUCGCCAGAGAUAUUUAUCAUUGGCGAAGCGUUAGCUCCAUCUCAGGAACUAGCAACCAGUAUAGCGGCCACCGCCAGAAUUGCAGUAAUUCACGGAAGCUAUCCAGGACAGAAGGCUACUUCAGGAAACUUUGCAUUCGGUAUCGGCGGGAAGCAUAUUAUCGAAUUAGGACCAUGCUCAAAGUUCUCCAUGUACCAUCUCAUGGACCUUGAAGACGGCGAGGAGGGCUUGUCACUAGAUGAUGCCCUUGAAGUUCCUACCUACAAAGAAGUAAACGGAAAUGGCGUCCCUAAGCAACGAAAGCGAUUGUUCACACAAUCUGUCUCCAUGAUAGGCAAGGGAGAUAGAUCUUUGAAAACGCUUCUCAUACCCACUGCCAAUGGACAUACCAAUGGCUCGACGUCGAAUGGUGUACAUAACGCGACCGUUACCACUUCCAUAAGCAACGGUGCAAAGGCGAAUGGGCGCACGAAGCCCGUCUCUCUCGGCGAUCUUGCCAAAGUAGUUCGGUCGAAGAACGCAGGGCCGUACGAAAUCACCUUCGACUUGAUAUUCGAAUCCAGGGAUACGUAUAUGAGAGUAAAGGAGUCAGGACUGCUAUCCACAAAGACAAUAGCAAGUGCUUAUAACUUGGCCGAGAGCGACAUCGUCUGGUGCGGAUUCUUUGAUCCGGCGCAAGCGUUUAAGGCCACGAUCCCGCGCAUCAGGGCCGGUAAGCGUACACCAGGGGGAAGUUUCAUGGAGAAUGAUGUCCACGGUUCCCAGCAGCAUCUUGCGCUGGUAAAUUUGAAGCUACCAGAAGAAUUAGUCGCGACCCUUGUCUAGGGUUGUAGAGGGCAUUGGGGAUCUUGUAUUUUGUACGUCUAUAUCUGUAAUUUAGUUAACCAUUAUGAACUUCGUGCUUUGUCUUUCGAAUUUCUAUUACCUCACAUGUCCUGGACGUUGUGCAGACGGAAGUAUUGCAAAUUGUCUCAAGGUGGUAUUUAGUGGGGCGCUAAGAAAAGGGGAAGCCAUAAAAUUGGUGGAGACCACUGAUAAUUGCCUUGUCUUGUCUAUGUACGUA